AUGGCCAGCUGCUCAGUUCGCUUUGAGUUUUACUGCGGCGAGACUCAAGAGCUCAAAUACACCCACGACCUUCCCCGCAGUCUUGUCAGCGAGGCUCAGACUGCAGGGCAAAACGCCGGCUAUAACAGUCUGUUUAUGACUGCAGUGCAGCCUUUCAUGAAGGAGCAUGAAGCGGCGUGUCGUGCCGCUUCAAAACCAUUUUGCGAAAACUGUGGGUUGUUUGCGAUGAACAUCUUGCAAAGCCCCAUGUCUUGGCUUCACGUGGCGGAGGAUCCUUUCGUUGGCGUCUGGGUCAGUCCCGUGUGCGGGAAAGGGGGAUGUGAGACGCGGAUACGGCAGGAAAUCCAGGAUACAAUGGCUGGAAUUGUUCAAGAGGAUCCGCAGCGAAGGCGGAGUACUUGUAUGGAAAUUUUGCCGUGCAACGUAUGUGGAACAACGGAAGGCAUGAAGAAAUGUGGUCGGUGUAAAGUUGUUGGAUACUGUGGGAAAGAGCACCAGAAGGCUGACUGGAAGAUUCACAAGAAGAUUUGUAUUCACAAGGGCAGUUAACCUGGCUGAAAAGCAGGAAAGAGAUAAGGUUAUGUAUCUGCGGGAGAUGGGGUCCUUUCAAGGUUAUGCCGGUGUAGGAAGUGAGGGUUCAUGAAACACAAUGCAAGAUUGAAAACGUCGUGCAUUGGAGACGCAACUUUGCGUCUGUAGAAUCAUGUAUCCCCAUCAUGACCAAAUGCCGAGUUCGCCUCUAUAAAGUAUGUGUG
Messenger RNA from Fusarium redolens, 755 nucleotides. RefSeq lists its product as uncharacterized. The record is from RefSeq and is a predicted model, not a curated record. Bases 1 to 549 code for a protein of 182 amino acids. The transcript is spliced from 2 exons. Lineage: Eukaryota; Fungi; Ascomycota; Sordariomycetes; Hypocreales; Nectriaceae.